Molecule: messenger RNA, 1357 nt
Organism: Sphaerodactylus townsendi
Lineage: Eukaryota; Metazoa; Chordata; Lepidosauria; Squamata; Sphaerodactylidae
Gene: RNASEH1
Product: ribonuclease H1
Exons: 10
Coding region: 107-973 (288 amino acids)
Biological process (GO): DNA replication, removal of RNA primer
Molecular function (GO): magnesium ion binding; RNA-DNA hybrid ribonuclease activity; nucleic acid binding
Source: RefSeq, a predicted model, not a curated record
UCCAGAUAGACAAAAGACACAAGGCACCUUUUCAGUUCAGUUUGGCUAUUUAAAGCUAGAGGCUUGUUUUUCCCACUCAGCUGUAGAGCGAACAAGCGACGGCAACAUGCCCUACUAUGCGGUGCGGAAGGGCAGACAGACGGGCGUGUAUCGCACCUGGGAAGAAUGUAAAGAGCAAGUUGACAAGUACCAGUAUGCUAGUUUCAAAAAAUUUUCUGCAGAGGAAGAUGCCUGGGACUUUGUAGAUAGUGGAUCAUCACACUCAGCAAGCACAUUGGUGGGAGAUGCAAAGAAUGCAGAUGCAUCACUACCUGGUGACUCAGCAGCUGUUACUAAAGGUUUCCACAGUACAGCUGAUGAAAGACCGAGAAAUCAUACUGAUAAUAAGACUACAUUCUGGUCAGGUUAUAGCUCGUACAAGAGACGGGAUGAAGAACCCCCAGAAAGCCAGCGAAGCAGAAAAUGUACAAAAUACACGGAAGUGCCUCACACACCUUCAGGGAACAAUCUGUCAUACAUGGGAGACUAUGCAGUUGUUUAUACUGAUGGAUGUUGUUCAAGUAAUGGGCGUCGUGGAGCACGUGCGGGUACAGGUGUCUAUUGGGGACCUAGUCAUCCUCUAAAUAGUAGUGAGAGACUUCCUGGACGGCAGACUAACCAAAGAGCUGAAAUACAUGCAGCUUGCAAAGCUAUAGAGCAAGCGAAGAGCCAAAACAUCAAGAAAUUGGCUGUCUAUACUGACAGCAAGUUCACCAUUAAUGGUAUAACAAACUGGGUUCCAAACUGGAAAAAAAAUGGUUGGCGAACCAGCACAGGGAAAGAUGUGAUUAACAAAGAGGACUUUGAAAAACUUGCUAAGCUUUCAGAAGGCAUGGACAUCCAGUGGAUGCAUGUUCCAGGUCAUACGGGAUUUAUGGGAAACGAAGCAGCUGACCAUCUAGCAAAAGAGGGGGCUGGGAAACACCAGUCAUAAUAUUUUGGAACCGCAGAGUUCAUUUUGAGUUCUCUGGCAGCGAUAAUAAUAUGGGCUUGUUAACCUGUGACAACAUUUCUAGUUAACACAAGUUUUUGUUGCACCUCUGCCCAGUUUGGUUGGCAUUCAGAAGACUUUUCCUGCUCUGAAGAGGUACUUUCAAAGUUAUAACUGAAAUCAAUUCCAGUUCUGUGGGAAUUGAAGUAUCUCAUGUUUUCGGCAGCAGAAUGCAUAAUAUAUUGUAGACAUGAGAGUUGGUGUUAAAUUUUGUCAAGCUAGCUAUUCGAGAAGUGUUAAAAUAUACCGAUAGGGAAACAGUUGGUUUGCUGGUUGAAUGUAUGUUUUCCUAUCGAACUCCAAUAAAGAUUUUUGUUUUUACUGUCA